Messenger RNA from Psilocybe cubensis, 1191 nucleotides. RefSeq lists its product as uncharacterized. The record is from RefSeq and is a predicted model, not a curated record. The coding region runs from base 1 to 1191 and encodes 396 amino acids. The transcript is spliced from 5 exons. Lineage: Eukaryota; Fungi; Basidiomycota; Agaricomycetes; Agaricales; Agrocybaceae.
AUGGCUCAACCCACUCGAGCUCAGAACAAUAAUGCACGGCCACUCAAUCCCGAAAAAUUAGCAAGCAAGAAAGCGAAGAGUAUGGUCCACCGAGAAUGCGUUGGAUGUUCAAAAACGGGUGCACUUUCGGAAAUGCGCUUCAUGGAAUGUGUUCAGUGCAAGUCAAUCUAUUGUUCUGCAGAGUGCCAAAGGCAGCAUUGGCCAAUUCACAAGGCGUCUUGCGUUCACCCCUCGCGCGCUGAGGCUUCCCAGCGCAAAGCGCUAGCCUACCUCAUUUCUAAUCCCAUCCUCUCUCAACAUAUUAAAAUCUUAACGAUUCUGCAUCUCAAACUUCAUCAACUGAGUCCCGAAGAAUACGCCGCAUAUGUUGCGGAUCCGUUCGAGGUCGAAAUACUACUGAACAUCGAACCUGCUGAUAUCCUCAAUUUCCUUCAGCUCUAUCAUCCAUCCGCUCAAGCCGAAACCGUUUCGUCCCCAAUGCGGGGCAUGAUUCAGCUUCUCCAUAUUUCUAAUACUCCUGAAGAAAAGAGUGCUCUCACCGCAGAAGAGCGACGGGAGUGGCAACGUGCCGUACGGGAACGGAACAAAGAGAAAUCGCAAUCGCAAUCGGAGUCCGAGUCUGCGCCACAACGGGAGUCGGUUUGUGGGUUUAUCAAUGUGAAUAUGAUGAUUAAAGGCAGCCUGGAGGGGAACAGACGAUCGUCAGUGUCUAAAUGCGAAUUCAAUUCACCUUUCCUUGACUAUGUCCGAAACGAUCAACCUUUCAUUACACCUCUCUUCCGCGGUGCUGGAUUGUUGAUCAACACGCCAAUGGACGCAUUCUCGUACAUGGAGUACAUCAACACCUUGAUUCGGUCUGACGAGCAUAACGAAUGGUCUUUGCAUACUAAGAUGUCCGGCCAUGACAAGGACAUUUAUCGAUUCGCAGCAUCUCCUCUGGCGGACCCUACCACAAACCUUGUCGGUUCUCUUCUGUCACGUCUCAUUACCAAAGUAUUCGUCGAACACGUUCGUGCCAAAGUUGAACGCGAGAGAAUCUACUAUCUCGCAGCAGUAGCCGCAGGGUUCUCUUUGGACGCGUUGUAUCGUGGGCCUGCGAUAGAGGCAAUGACUUUGCGAGUUGAGGCUGAUCGAAACCGGGUCGAAGGCAAAACAGCGGUUGUCCGAGUUCCAGAACAUCCGAUUAAUUAG